AAGCGGAGUGUCUCUGUGUGGAUGUGCCGUGACGAACCGUGUCGUCUCUCCGCUGUUGGUUCGCUCCCGGGGGCGAAGAAGAAACGAGGUGUCCGCGUUGUAAAGACACGUCUUCGUUGAUGAAAUCCUGAAGAGGAAGCUGUUCCCUCAGAAGCACCAUGGAUGAAGAGCAGCAGUUUGUCAGCAUUGAUCUGAACGAUGACAAUAUAUGCAGCGUGUGCAAACUGGAGACCGAGACAGGAACUCUGUCUUUCUGCCACGUCUGCUUUGAACUCAGUAUUGAAGGUGUUUCUUCUGCCACCCUGUUGCACUCCAAAUCCCUGCGCGGACACAGAGACUGCUUUGAGAAAUGCCACCUCAUUGCCAACCAGAAGCUGUCACAUUCCAAGGUGUCCCGAAGUGCCUAUGAGGGAAUGAAGCUGGCUCUUGGCAAGAAGCUGAACCGCAUCAUCCAGUAUGCCCAGAACAAAGAACCCCCCUCCUCCAACGGCCCGGGGAGCAGACGGUCUGCCAGACUUCUGUGUUACAGCCAACAGGGCGACCACAAGCUGCUGCCACAGUCGGACACUCAGGUGCCCCGCUACACCCCCUGCUGGGACAAGACCAAAGUAGCGGAGCUGCCAGACUACACCAUGGGGAUGUUGGAGUGCCACACGGCAGAGGAGCUGGGGCUUCUGCGGGACUCCAGCGGCGGAGUGUGGUCCAGUGAUGAAAGGAAGAACAGAAGUCAAACAUCAGUGGGUCAGAAGCAGCACAGAGACAGGGGCCACAGCAGAGACCAGCUGACUAAAAUGAGUGUGGAUGAGCUUCACCAACUGAACACUGAGCUUCUGAGGCAGAUACAAAAAGUGUUUGAAGAGCUGACAGCGGUGGUGCAGGAGAAGGACGCACUGGCGUCAGAGCUUCACGUGCGUCACAUCGCCAUUGAACAGCUUUUCAAGAACUGCGCAAAGUUGCCCUGGCUACACAUCAGCCGGGCCGGAGUCAAGGCCAGCAGCAGCAGCAACGGCCCUGUGGAGUGACGUGGCUUUCUUCCACCUGUUUGUACUGAGAGAGUAUUUUUACACUGCCGUGGUUUAAUAGCUCUGCAUCAGAGCGAUCCGGUCUGGUGAGCCGUCCUCCCGGUCGUGGCGAGUGUUACAGGCGGUUAAUAAUUCAUGGUGUGAGCGUUACCUGGACAAGCCAAAUACAAGCACACACACUCACCUCUGUGGUCACAACCUCUGGCUGUUGACUCAUGAAUUGACACUCGUUUUUUUUUUGUCAUGUUUCAGUUUCUGACAACACAUUUCAAGUGUGCGCUGUGCAAGUGUGUCUUUUUCAGGUUUUUAAUCUUCAUCUGUUACCAGCUAAUGGGCGAGUAGAUGUUCAUCGCUCUGCUCAAGCUGCAUAUUUCUGUGUGGAGGUUUUUUAAAUCUUUAGAUUCAGUUGUUUUAUUCAGCCUUGUUUACUCCACAGAGAUGGAAAUGUGAUGUUUAAGCUAAUGUUUGCUUGUGACAUGAGCUUAGUUUAGUGAACGGAGAUGAACAGAGAUCAGUCUGCCAAACCAAAGUGUGCAUUUCCUGUUUUUUCCAUGGACCUGUGUUUGAUUCUAACGGGGUUUUGACUUACUGGGUCCCGUCAUCGGGUUCAAGAAUGACAACUGCUGUGUCCCCGAUUAGUUUAACAUGAUGUAACUCUAUGCAAGAAAGAGAAUGCAAAGCCUUAGUGGGUAGAAAUACUCUAGAAUAUUGGUGUGUUCAGGGGAGGCCGGAGAUCUGACAGAGUCUCUUGAGCUUCUGAAGCAUUACGGGCUAAGAAGUGUUCUAGUUUUCUCAGCGUGUAUCUUCUCUCUUUGUAAGAGAUUUCAAUAUUUUUCACCCAUUUUCAGGGUUUGAGUUUUAGUUUUCAGCGUAUGCUUGUGUUGGAGUGUUAAACCUGUGGUCUUUUGUUCACAUUCUCAGUUCAUCACAAAACUGUGUUAGAGUGUUUUUGGCCUGUGUGAAGUGGAAACAUGGCUUUACAGUUUUGCUCUGCUCAGACUCGUGUCUUUGACUGGAGUAUUCAUUUUGUUACGCUGAACGACGCUGCGUUUGUGUGGUGCUUUAUUUUCUAUUUAUUGUGUGUGACCUUAUGGACUUUAGGCUGCUUUUGUUUUUUACUUGUAGAAAUUUUCAAUAAAAAAAGUGUUUUUU
Molecule: messenger RNA, 2174 nt
Organism: Synchiropus splendidus (mandarinfish)
Lineage: Eukaryota; Metazoa; Chordata; Actinopteri; Syngnathiformes; Callionymidae
Gene: c17h21orf91
Product: chromosome 17 C21orf91 homolog
Exons: 5
Coding region: 159-1022 (287 amino acids)
Source: RefSeq, a predicted model, not a curated record